AUGCGGGUGUCCGCGCUUCUCUGUGCCGCUGUGCUGUGCGCCGUGUUCGUCUCUGCUGUCGAAGAUAAACACUCUCUGUAUUACCUCUACACUGUCCAGUCCAAGCGUUCUGUCAGUAACGUCUAUGAGUUCAGUGCAGUGACUCUGCUGAAUGACAGACAGAUUGACUCCUACAGCAGUACAGACGGUAUCAGGGCUCCUAAACAGGACUGGAUGAAGGAGAUAAAGGAGAGUGAAAGGGAAAGUGGUACUACUGAGAUGAAGGAUAACGCAACCUGGUCAAACACCUUCCUCAGCACAGUGAUGGAGGCCUUUGGACACAAUGAUUCAGGUGGUCAUACUCUUCAGUGGAGACAUGGCUGUGAGGGUGUAAAGCGGUUUGAUGACUCAGUGAUGGGUGUAAAUUACACUGAUGAAUAUGCCUAUGAUGGACAACACUUCAUCCAUUUUAACUGGACCUUGAAGAAAUGGCUGGCUUCAGCUGAAGAGGGCAGAGUGAUGGAGGGGAGGUGGAACUCUGGACACGGUCACAUCACUGCUCCUCAGAAGUGUGAGAAGUGGUUGAAGAUUUAUCUCCACUACAAAAAUAAUACUCAGACCAAACCAGGCUUCUACCCCAAAGACGUGGAGAUUAAACUGAGCAAGUUCACCACUUCACUGCCUGAACAUCUACUAACAUCUUCAGGAGUCAGACCCAAUGAUGAUGGAACCUACCAGCUGAGGAAGAGUGUGGAGAUCCAGGAGGACGAAGCAGCAGAUUAUGACUGUUAUGUGACUCACAGCUCCAUCAACACACCAGUAAUUAAACAGUGGGAUGGGAAAUACAACGACUGUACAAAUGACAGCUCUCUGAGUUCAACACUCAUAGUAGUGUUUUCAGUGAUAGCUGUGGUCCUCUUGGUCACCCUGGUGAUCUGUUUCCGCAAAAGGAAUGGAAUAAUCUGUUAUGGAGACAUUAAUGUAGCAGGAAAUGGCAUCAGUGAGGUGUCUCCCACCACUUAG
Messenger RNA from Colossoma macropomum (tambaqui), 1002 nucleotides. Its product is annotated as zinc-alpha-2-glycoprotein-like. Gene Ontology annotation, cellular component: external side of plasma membrane. The transcript is spliced from 6 exons. NCBI's taxonomy places the organism in Eukaryota, Metazoa, Chordata, Actinopteri, Characiformes, Serrasalmidae. The record is from RefSeq and is a predicted model, not a curated record. Bases 1 to 1002 code for a protein of 333 amino acids. Gene Ontology annotation, biological process: immune response.